UGUGCUGACCCUUCAUAUCCGGGGUUCAGUAUGAUAAAAGUAACACAAAAGCAGUUCUGUUGUACUUUCUGAUAUUUAUGCUCCUUUCACCCCAAACAGCUUCUUCAGAAACAGGCUAGUAUGAACUUAAGAUGUCAUAUUCCAUCUUUCUUUCAACACUGUAUUCAACUAGAUUUGGUGGUAUAGGCCCGCCAAAAUGAUGGCACCAUUACGUGGCACCUGUGAAAUCGUUGAGGAUUCAGUUCAAUGCUCUAAAGGAACUAACACACAGACUGCCGAGUCAAGAAUGGAUGACAAAGCAGGAAAACACCCUAUACUGAAAUAUGGGAGCAAUUAUUCUAUAGAGAAUGAUCUUAAUGAGAUUUUCCAGGCAAUUGAUCUCAGAACAUCAACCAGGGCUUUGGGUCAAUUACACCAAAGAGAUACAGGACGAUUUCAGAAGAAUGCUUUGAAAAAGCAGGUUAGAGAUGGGCCGUCUCAAGGGUCAGGAAUUGGAAUUUCUGAGUCCGUGACCUUGAAGCAGGCGCUAAGAGGGCUGUGCAUAUCUCAGAAACUAGAGAUGGCUGCAAUGAAGCGGUUAUCAAAACCUGCAUAUGGAGUUUCAGAAGCUGGAACCAUAAAGAGGUUGUACAGAACAGUGGUAGUUGAGGCCAGUGAAUCUGGUCUUCCAUUAGAUGAAGGUAAAGGGAGAGUGGUAGAAAUCUCUCUUGUGCCAGAAGAUAACUCAUCAAAUUCCUCCGAGAAGAUGCCAGAAUUCCUGCAAGUUCGCAAGGCAAAAGUAUUGAACCAUAGUGCUCAGUCUUCUCCUCGAUUUGCAAUUGCAACCAAAAACAAGGUUCAAGCACUGCCACAAGAUGAGAUUGUUCCUGCAUCAACAGACGUUGGGUCUGAAACAUCUAAUAUAGAACCAGCUUCAAAAUGGAAGCCUAAGUGUGCUCAUUCAUCAUCUGGCUCUGCUGCUGGUGGAAAAGUAUUAGAAGUAGAUAAGAUAGUUCCUGUCUUGACAGAAGUUGGGAGAAAAAAUUCAACUCUAGAUCUGUGGCAGCGAGGCAAGCUACAUCCUAUACCUUCUUUGGCUAGCUCUAGCAAUGGCAGUAAAGUAAGCAAGUCUGCUGGCUCUAAUAUGCGUCUAACCAAGCCUGUCUUCAGGAACAAAAACUUUAUUAAGAAGAAAGGGAAGCAGGAUUUGACUUCUGCUACCAGCAGGUCUAAUAUGUGCUAUAAAAUCGACAGUGACUUGAGUCCAAGUACAAGUAAAUCAGUGAGCCAAACUGACAACUGCACUGAAAAUAAUUCGAGGAAAGAACCUGUUUCUCCAGCAUCAACCAGUACAAAUCUAAGUGUUGAAGUCAGUUCGAAUAAUGUGGACUCUGGUCUGAGUAAGCCAGGUUGCACUUUGAGUAAGUGCGACGGUGAUGGAGCUGUUGGUGCAAAAGCUACUGCGGCCUCAAGAUCAAAAGAGAAGGGGGAGGUCUCACAGAGCUCUAAAAGUAGCAUUGGUGAGUACAGUAGUAGCACAAGUGUUAGUGAGGAGAGCAAUUUAAGUGGGUCUAGUUGUGGCAAUAGACCCCACAUGUCAAAAGACUUGAGGUGGGAAGCCAUCCACCAUGUCCAGAUGCAGCAUGGAAGCUUAGGGAUGAGGCACUUCAAGCUGCAUAAGCGUCUUGGUUGUGGAGACAUCGGAGCCGUUUAUCUUGCUGAGCUAACCGGUACAAACUGUCUAUUUGCUUUGAAAGUUAUGGAUAAUAAGUUUUUGGCAAGCAGAAAGAAGAUGCCAAGGGCCCAAACUGAAAGAGAAAUAUUGCAAAUGCUGGAUCAUCCUUUUCUCCCUACACUAUAUGCUCAUUUUACAACAGAGAAGUUGUCCUGUUUGGUUAUGGAUUAUUGUCCGGGUGGAGAUUUGCACGUCCUUCGGCAGAAGCAACUGGGCAGGAGUUUCCUUGAACAAGCAGCAAGGAAGCAGAAAGCUAAAAGGGAAAUCCCUGGAGCAGAUAAUGAAGAUGAAUUUGUAUUGCCGUUAUCCACUGAAGGCAAACAAUUGUUUUAUGUUGCAGAGGUCCUUUUAGCCUUGGAGUAUCUGCAUAUGCUUGGGGUUAUCUACCGAGACCUGAAACCAGAAAACAUUCUGGUUCGAGAGGAUGGCCACAUCAUGCUCACAGAUUUUGACUUGUCCCUCAGGUGCACUGUGAGCCCAACUAUUCUUAGAUCUUCUUCAUCAAUGAUGGAAACAGAGAAGAAGUUAUCGGGCCCAUGUUCGGAAUCUAGUUGUAUUGAUCCUUUCUGCCUGCAACCAUCUUGGGUCCAAGUAUCCUGCUUUACACCUAGGCUUAUUUCUGCCACAACCAAAAACAAGAAGCUAAAAUCGGACAUGGUUGCCCAAGUCAGUCCACUGCCACAGCUUGUGGCAGAACCAACCAGUGCACGAUCCAACUCUUUUGUUGGGACCCAUGAGUACUUGGCUCCUGAGAUCAUCAAAGGAGACGGCCAUGGGAGUGCUGUUGAUUGGUGGACAUUUGGAAUCUUUCUGUAUGAACUUCUGUUUGGCAAGACACCCUUCAAGGGGUUGGGAAACGAGGACACCUUAGCUAAUGUGGUGUCACAGAGCCUCAAGUUUCCUGAAAGCCCGAUAGUCAGUUUCCAGGCAAAAGAUCUGAUCAGAGGGUUGUUAGUAAAGGAGCCAGAGAACAGGUUGGGAUCCAUGAAGGGGGCCACUGAAAUCAAGCAGCACCCAUUCUUUGAGGGCCUGAACUGGGCACUUAUACGAUGUGAAAUUCCUCCGGAGCUGCCGAAGUUACGAGAUCUUGUGGUUCCGGCAAUGGAGUCACAGAAAAAGGAGAGCAAACUUUUAGAGUUUAGGGACAUGGAGGAGCAUCUGGAGUUUGAGUUGUUCUAGCAAAGUUUCUACAAAGAGAUGCUGUUUUCAUGGAUCUGGAAAGCAGAUUCUCGAUCAUAUGGUUCCUUGUAAACCGAUAAUGUAAGCUCAUAUUGUAAAUGUAGAUGGUAAAGUUGGCAGGAAUUUGUUUCUGUAUGAGAUAAUAUGAAGGUAAAGGAAGAGAAUGAAGGGGUCAUUUUUCUC
Messenger RNA from Telopea speciosissima, 3076 nucleotides. RefSeq names its product serine/threonine-protein kinase D6PKL1-like. Gene Ontology annotation, molecular function: protein serine/threonine kinase activity; ATP binding. Gene Ontology annotation, biological process: protein phosphorylation. The coding region runs from base 197 to 2893 and encodes 898 amino acids. The record is from RefSeq and is a predicted model, not a curated record. Gene Ontology annotation, cellular component: cytoplasm; nucleus; plasma membrane. Lineage: Eukaryota; Viridiplantae; Streptophyta; Magnoliopsida; Proteales; Proteaceae. The transcript has 3 exons.